Neltuma alba is the source of this 586-nucleotide messenger RNA. RefSeq names its product 15-cis-phytoene desaturase, chloroplastic/chromoplastic-like. Gene Ontology annotation, molecular function: phytoene dehydrogenase activity. Gene Ontology annotation, cellular component: chloroplast thylakoid. The record is from RefSeq and is a predicted model, not a curated record. Lineage: Eukaryota; Viridiplantae; Streptophyta; Magnoliopsida; Fabales; Fabaceae. Bases 35 to 586 code for a protein of 183 amino acids. Gene Ontology annotation, biological process: carotenoid biosynthetic process. The transcript has 5 exons.
CUUUUUGGACGGGAAUCCCCCAGAAAGACUCUGUAUGCCAAUUGUUGAUCAUAUUCAGUCCUUGAGUGGUGAAGUUCAUCUCAAUUCUCGCAUUCAAAAAAUUCAGCUGCAUGAUGAAGGGAAUGUAAAGAAUUUGUUAUUAAAUUAUGGGAAGGUGAUUGAAGGAGACGCUUAUGUGUUUGCAACUCCAGUUGAUAUCCUAAAGCUUCUUCUGCCUAACGACUGGAAAGAAAUUCCUUAUUUCAAGAAAUUGGAGAAACUGGUGGGAGUUCCGGUCAUAAAUGUUCACAUAUGGUUUGAUAGAAAACUGAAGAACACAUAUGAUCACCUACUUUUUAGCAGAAGUCCCCUUCUGGGUGUAUAUGCUGACAUGUCAGUAGCUUGUAAGGAAUAUUAUAGCCCAAACCAGCCUAUGCUGGAGUUGGUUUUUGCACCAGCUGAAGAAUGGAUUUCACGCAGUGAUGAAGAUAUUAUUGGGGCCACAAUGAAGGAACUUUCCAAACUCUUUCCGGAUGAAAUUUCUGCAGACCAAAGCAAAGCAAAGAUAGUCAAGUACCAUGUUGUUAAAACGCCAAGGUUUGAUUGA